UGGUCUGCCUUUGAAAAAAAUGGCGGACGAAGUAGAUCAGCAACAAACCACCAACACUGUAGAAGAACCUUUGGAUCUCAUCAGGCUUAGUCUUGAUGAACGGAUUUAUGUAAAAAUGAGGAAUGACCGAGAACUUCGAGGCAGGUUACAUGCAUAUGACCAGCAUUUAAAUAUGAUUUUGGGUGAUGUUGAAGAGACUGUGACCACAAUAGAAAUUGAUGAAGAAACUUACGAAGAAAUUUAUAAGUCUACCAAGAGGAAUAUUCCAAUGCUGUUUGUCAGAGGAGAUGGAGUUGUAUUGGUUGCUCCUCCACUGCGUGUUGGCUGACACUGCAGGUUGCUCCUUCACUGGGUUAUUGGACUUCCAAGACAUUAACUCUCGCUCCCUUUAAAUAUUAGGACUAUCCCAUAUUUUACAGGAGAAUUCCCAAUCCUGAUUAUGUAUUCCAAAUGUUUACGUUUAUUUGGCAAAUAAGACUUCUUUUUUUUUUCCUCUUGGGGCAUUUAAAUCGAUUUCAUCAAAUCAGUGGAUUUUCUUGUUUAGUUAAUACCUGUGUUCCUUAUGUACAUUUUUAAAUAAAUCAGUUCACUAAUUUUG
This is a messenger RNA of Protobothrops mucrosquamatus (brown spotted pit viper), 598 nucleotides long. RefSeq names its product U6 snRNA-associated Sm-like protein LSm3. NCBI's taxonomy places the organism in Eukaryota, Metazoa, Chordata, Lepidosauria, Squamata, Viperidae. The record is from RefSeq and is a predicted model, not a curated record. Gene Ontology annotation, biological process: P-body assembly; mRNA splicing, via spliceosome. Gene Ontology annotation, molecular function: RNA binding. Gene Ontology annotation, cellular component: U4/U6 x U5 tri-snRNP complex; P-body; catalytic step 2 spliceosome. Bases 20 to 328 code for a protein of 102 amino acids. The transcript is spliced from 4 exons.